Molecule: messenger RNA, 1581 nt
Organism: Pungitius pungitius (ninespine stickleback)
Lineage: Eukaryota; Metazoa; Chordata; Actinopteri; Perciformes; Gasterosteidae
Gene: vsig8b
Product: V-set and immunoglobulin domain containing 8b
Exons: 8
Coding region: 118-1203 (361 amino acids)
Source: RefSeq, a predicted model, not a curated record
GUGGCCAUAGAUACUGCUACCGAGUUUCACCUGAGAGUAAAUAAUCAAGCUCCACCAGUACUGAAGGACUAGCAGGUGUCCAAGGACAUUAUUUGGAUUGUUCCUAUACUUCAAGGUAUGAGGCUAACGGUGGCUUUGCUGUUUCUGCUUACAGUCUGGCUCAAAACAGAUGUGACGGAGGCGCUGCAGGUGUCGCCCCCGGGGCCACAGACCGUUCAGAAGGCCGUCGGGGAGAAAGUGACCCUGGGGUGCACCUACAUCUCCAGCCCCGAAGACACGGGAGAGCUGGACGUUGAGUGGUCCAAACUCAACCCGGACAUGACACUGAAAGACCAACUGAUCUUAUCCUACACUGGGUUCGCGACGCACUACUACAGCGAUGCCGGGUCCGCCAAAAGACUCCAGUUCGAGGGGGACCCCAAGAAGGGAGACGCUUCCAUCUUCUUCUCCGCUGUGAGCGAGUCGGACAAAGGCACCUACAUGUGUAAAGUCAAAAUGGCGCCGGGUGUCGACACGAGAAAGGUCACUCUGGAAGUUUUGGCUCCCCCAUCGGUGCCAAAGUGUUGGGUUGAAGGCGGGGAGGAGAAGGGCGGCCCGGUCUCCCUCCGCUGUAAAUCCUACCAGGGAACCAUUCCUCUCAGCUACACGUGGACCAGAGAGAGUGGAGGUACAAUGCCAACCACUGCAACCCAAGACCCACAGACUGGGGAGCUGUUGUUUAAGAACCACACGGACAGCAACGUUGGGAGUUACGUGUGUCAGGCAAAAAAUGCCGUGGGCCAAGGACAGUGUAAAUAUGCACUGAAUGCAUACAACCCUACCAACAAGGCGGGUGUCAUAGCCGGGGCGGUGAUCGGCGCUCUCCUGCUGCUGCUCCUCCUCCUGCUUCUCAUCUGGCUCCUGAUCUGCUGCUGCCACAAGCGCCGCUACGUGAAAGAGGUCGCAAACGAAAUAAGGGAGGACGUCCCGGCCCCAGAGAGCAGGCCGAACAGCAGGAACUCCAGUUUCCGCUCGGUGUUGGCGUACCGCACCCACCCCGGGGUGCAAUACAGCUCGGUGAGGCAAAACAACCUGCCCAGCGUCAGUGAAUCGGGACCCGGUACCGUGCACUUUGGCGAGAGUAACGGUACAUCACAGCCAGCCAGGGCAGGGGAAGGCCGUCCUCCCCUCAAAUACGACCAACGAUAUGGAUACCCUGUGUAAUCCCUUUUUUUAUUUUUAGUACACAGCAAUGCCUUCUGACGAGGGAUGUUUUACUUUAAGUAAAAAAAAAAUAUAUAUAUGUAAAGAACUCAAUGCAAAGUAUGUGUAUGAAAGAUUUGUCAGUUCAAUAUAUUUACCGGGAGUAUAAAUCAGAUUUUAGGGGCGAGCCCUUGUUCAAACAAAAAUGUGGUUGACUUUCAAAGUGCACUGUAGCAAAUCCUCGCUACUACUAUUAUUAUUGUUGCACUGAUUUUGCUGAAAAUGUAUGUAAAAUGUAAAUAUGAAAAGACAGAUUUCUACUGAUGCCUUUUUUUUUCUUUUUCAAACAUUGUAUGGACAAUAAAACCUUUUUAACUGAGACGUUGAUGAGGAGAGUUC